Messenger RNA from Rotaria sordida, 2064 nucleotides. The record is from the annotation of a GenBank genome assembly. Lineage: Eukaryota; Metazoa; Rotifera; Eurotatoria; Philodinida; Philodinidae.
AUGGUAUUUAAACGUAAAAAACGUAUAGAAAUUUCAAAACCAACUAAUUUUCAACAUCUUCGUAAAACAUAUUUUGAUAUAAAUAGUCAAACAUUAAAAGAUUUACCACCACAAUGGACAAGUAUAUUAACAGAUGAAGAUAUAUCACGAACAGCUAUUGCUGCAUAUGAACAUCAAAGACAACGAGAACAACAACAACAACAACAGCAACAUAUAAAUCAACAACCACGACCAAAACCAUUAAUUGGUGAUCCUUGUUUUUUAACACCAUCUGAUCUUGAAUAUCUUAAAUCUCAAACAAUUGUUCGUGGUUCAGGAUCAAAUCAACAAACAUUAACUAAUCAUCGACAAAUAACUCCACCUAAAAUAUCUGAUGAUCAUAUUUAUCAUUCUCAUAAUCAACUUAUACAAAUUCCACGUAAUACUCAUCUUGAUCGUCUAUAUAAUAUUAAAUCACCUGAUCCAUCAUUGAUUGAUAAUCGUAAAUUAUCAGUUCCAAAUUAUCAAAAUGAUUUAAUAUUACCAUCAAAUGGUAAAAUAAAACAAGCAGCAACAUCACCUGCUAUUGUUCCAACUCGAGAAAAAAUUGAUGGAAGUACAAAAUUAUCACUUGAAGAUUUCGUUUUUGCAUUACAAAAAGUUGUUAGUCAAUCUGAUCCUCGUACAAUGUAUGAUCAUUUUAUUAAAAUUGGUGAAGGAUCAACAGCAAAUGUUUAUAUAGCUAUUGAUAAACAUUAUGGUACACAAGUUGCUAUUAAACAAAUGAAUAUAACUAAACAACAACGAAAAGAACUUCUAUUUAAUGAAGUAAUGAUUAUGCGUGAUUAUAAACAUCCAAAUAUUGUUGAAAUGUAUGGUUCAUAUUUAGUUGAUAAUGAAUUAUGGGUUGUAAUGGAAUAUCUUGAUGGUGGUGCAUUAACUGAUUUACUUAUAACAUCAACAGGUGAAACACGAAUGAAUGAACAACAAAUAGCAACUGUUUGUAAAUCAGUACUUAAAGCACUUGCUUAUUUACAUUCAAAUGGUGUUAUACAUCGAGAUAUAAAAAGUGAUUCAAUAUUACUUUCAACGGAUGGUUUUGUUAAAUUAAGUGAUUUUGGUUUUUGUGCACAAGUUAUUAAUGAAAAAAAAGUACAAAAUAUUAAAAGAAAAUCAUUAGUUGGAACACCUUAUUGGAUGAGUCCUGAAGUUAUUUCAAGAACACCAUAUUCAACAGAAGUUGAUAUUUGGUCAUUAGGUAUUAUGGUAAGUAAAUUAUAAAAUUAAAUAUAAUAAUAAAUAGAAGAGUGAUUUUAUGAGAGAAAUUCUUCAGAUACGAAAAAAUGGUGAAAACAACACUUAGUUGAACAUCAAUGAGUCAUAUAUUUGACUGAAGUGUGCUCUUCCUAUUUCACUUCUCACAAACCAUAAUUUAUAGAUAUAUGAUUCCAAUGAUAUAUAGCAUCGCAUGAGCAUUAUGUUGAAAAAUGAAGAUUUAUCCUAUAGCAUGAAUUCUUAAAUGUUCUCGGAAAGACGAAAAUUGCAAACCAGCAGAAGCCACAAACUAAGGACAAAAUAUAUGUUUUAUGGAGAAUUUUUGAAGAUAACAUGUUAAUCCUUGUGUGUGAAUAGAAUAUUAAUUGCAAACUUUUUAUUGAUCAAAAAAUAGAAAUUUAACGGUGUGACAGUGUACCCGCCGCCUUAUGUACAGAGUUGCGUUGAUCUCAACCUGUACGUUAGAGAGCAGCGGGUCCAGGUUUUUACGGAUCCGGACCCGUUAAUUGUUUCGCCAAUAUCUAGCACCAUCUGUAUAUAUGAACAGGUGAAGGCUCAUAGUUUUAGCUAAUUAUUGGCUAUUCUCAGAGGAAAAGUUUAUGUACAGGUAUUUCCUGUUGUUCACUUGUUCAUCAUGCGACGUGAUGCUUAAUAAUUAAAAUUUUAUUGCUUAACUGAAAAGAACAUUAUGCUAACCAAAAAGGAAAUUUAAGAAUUAAUUGAUAAUCAAAACUCAUCAUUGAAAAUUGUCAAACCAACAGUAACUUAUUCAUAUUCGUCUACUUUUUUUUUCAUUUUUCUUGUUUUUUU